Messenger RNA from Pyricularia pennisetigena, 423 nucleotides. RefSeq lists its product as uncharacterized. The transcript is spliced from 2 exons. The record is from RefSeq and is a predicted model, not a curated record. Bases 1 to 423 code for a protein of 140 amino acids. NCBI's taxonomy places the organism in Eukaryota, Fungi, Ascomycota, Sordariomycetes, Magnaporthales, Pyriculariaceae.
AUGCGUUUUUCAAUUGCCUGCACCAUCGCGGUUUUACUGCAAACCGCAUUCGCCGCCCCGUUUGAUACCACAAAGAUCGGCAACAUCGACACCCCGGGGGGCCUGGUCAGGUCUUCUGCUUACCCGGACGGCGGCGUCAGUGUCCAAGGUGUCGAGGCCCAUGGUCCCCAUAUUCGUAGCAAACGCGGAAACGGUUCCAGUAGCACUGGCAGAAAAUGCCGUCAGUGUACCGCUAGAGGAACCUCGUCAGUGCAGAAAGCAUGCGCUGAUGCUAGCAAAAAGAUUCGCAUGUGGUGCAAUGGGAUAACCGCCGAGGCGCAAAAGGCCAAUGCUGAAAUGACCAAGCAGGUGAAAAACGCUGGGGUAACCUUGGAUACCGUAGGGAAAAAGGUGAAUGCCGAUGUGCGCAGAAUAGGGCACUGA